This is a messenger RNA of Hyla sarda, 972 nucleotides long. RefSeq names its product ring finger protein 186 (gene RNF186). Gene Ontology annotation, molecular function: ubiquitin protein ligase activity. The record is from RefSeq and is a predicted model, not a curated record. Gene Ontology annotation, biological process: protein ubiquitination. Lineage: Eukaryota; Metazoa; Chordata; Amphibia; Anura; Hylidae. The transcript has a single exon. The coding region runs from base 192 to 905 and encodes 237 amino acids.
UCUAUAGGGAAUGGCCCUUCUGUUGAUACUGUUGUGUCCGGCGGAGGAUACGUGCUCCUGAGGGGUAGCAGAGGUUUUAUCAUCGUCCAUAAAACUUAUCAAACAUUGGGUUAAUGUUUAGCUCCGGGCGAUAAGACAUUUGCUUCUGCUCUGGGAGGGAAGACCUGGGAUACAGACGCUCUGGACCCAGCAUGGAGAACCCUCCGGAACUUCAUCCUAGUGAGAGCCUAAAAGGACGGACCGCACCAGAAAUACCUGUGGAGGAGCAGCGGCCAUCGCUCCAUGUUCCCGAUCCAUCAUCACCUCCAUCCCCCACCAGCGGGCCCGACUCCUUCCUCACAGACAUGGACUGCCCCGUCUGUUUCUGCAGAUACGACAUCUAUCGGGUUCCCAAGGAGCUUUCCUGUAAACACAACUUCUGUGCCGUCUGCCUUAAACUGCUGGUCCGUAAUGAGGUGGGCACCUGGCGGGUGGUGUGCCCGGUCUGUAGGGUGCCCACCACAGUCUUCGGAGGACUCGUAUGCACUUUGCAAAACCAGGAGUCACUUAUGAGCAGGCUGGAGAACCCCAAGCCCCGGGCUAAGGUGCCGGAGCCUUCUGGGACCCCGGAGGUGGCUGUAAGACUGGACGGCCAUGGCCUGGCAUGGGACCGGGGGGAUGUGGAGCGUCGCGGGAACCUGACCAUCGCAGCCAGGAGGCUGGUGAUACUUCUGCUGAUCCUGCUCAUUCUUCUCAUCAUCAUCCUGCAGUUUGUCUACACGGGGAUCAUGAAGUGGGUUCUGGGGUCCAUCUUGGGGGUGGUCGUCAUCAUCACCGUCCUGCUCUGCUUCAACCCCAACUGCAGGAUGAGUUUACCCCGGGCGGACGGUCAACAAAAGGACAAUGACGCGGAGGCGGGGGUGUGAGGCCUGGACUGACACUCGUCAUGGUUGGGCACCCCCGACGUUGGCUCGUUCUUGUCUGCAUAUCUAU